Messenger RNA from Coprinopsis cinerea okayama7#130, 1383 nucleotides. Its product is annotated as monocarboxylate permease. NCBI's taxonomy places the organism in Eukaryota, Fungi, Basidiomycota, Agaricomycetes, Agaricales, Psathyrellaceae. Gene Ontology annotation, cellular component: fungal-type vacuole membrane. Gene Ontology annotation, biological process: transmembrane transport. The record is from RefSeq and is a predicted model, not a curated record. The coding region runs from base 1 to 1383 and encodes 460 amino acids. The transcript is spliced from 14 exons. Gene Ontology annotation, molecular function: transmembrane transporter activity.
AUGCGGUUCGCUCUGGAAAUCUUGAUGGGGUUAAAGGUGACAUGGGCUGCCAAAUGGGACUCGCCUCGCAAGGCCGAAGACGGCUGUCAUUGGAACGUUGUUGUCAACAUGAAAUCGAAGCGCGACAGUGAAGCCAACAGUGACGAGACGCUGAGGUCCAGCGUCGGGAGUGUGAUAGAGGUCAAGGUCGUCGAUGUAGCAGAAAGCCAGCAGCAGGCUGCAGACGAGUUUCCGGAGGGAGGCUUGCAGGCAUGGUUGACGGUCGUUGGCUCCUAUAUCAACGCCUUUGGUGUCUACCAGGACUUUUAUGUCAGGGAAUACCUCCAAAACUCCACUCCAAGCAGCAUUGGAUGGAUAGGCGGCACUCAAAUAUUCCUGAAUUUCUCGAUGGGUCUCUUCACGGGCCGUGCUUUCGAUAGAGGAUACUUCGUAAUUUUGCACGCAAUAGCCUUGUUCAUGCUCUCCCUGUCCCAUCCGGGGUCGUAUUAUCAGGUCUUUCUCACCAAUGGGGUCGCACUCGGGGCAGCCUGCGGAAUCACCUAUAUCCCGAGUCUGGGCAUCGUCUCUCACUACUUCCAUCGAAGAAGAGCAAUCGCCAUUGGUAUCGUAUCCUCAGGCUCUGCUUUGGGCGCCAUCUUGCACCCCAUCAUGCUCAACAGACUGUUCCAUAGCCACCUUGGUUUUCACAAUGGUGUCCGAGUCAGCGCCUGCAUCAACGUGACUCUGCUCGUCGUGGCCUCACUUAUCAUGAGGACGAGAUUGCCACCCAAAGCCGUCCAGAAAUUUCCGAUUAUCGAGUGGCUCAAAGAACCGCCAUACCUGCUCCUUCUCAUUGCCGGCCUUUUCUCCUUCUUGGGUCUCUUCUUCCCCGUCUUUUAUCUCCAGUUGAACGCCAUCACCCACGGGGUAGACAAGAAGUUUGCCUUUUAUGCUCUCUCGAUCUUGAACGCGGCCAGUGUCUGUGGCCGGAUGAUUCCCAACGCUCUUGCGCCCAAGUUGGGGCUUUUCAAUCUUCUGGUGUUCUUUACGACAGGGACCGGCGUAUCUGUGCUAUGCAUGGCCGCAAUGCGGGAUGCCACUAGUACAGCGCUUUUUGCCAUCUUUUUUGGGUUCUGUUCUGGCGCCUGCAUCGCUCUGGUUCCCGCGACGAUUGGUCUCCUUUCGAAAGAUAUGAAUGAAUUCGGUACCCGGUUAGGUUUGUUCUUUGGCAUUGGGGGAGUUCUUGGGCUUUUCGCUACGCCAAUUUCUGGUGCCCUUCUCACAAGCGAAUUCCGGUGGAUAAAUGCCAUUUUAUUCUCAGGGAUUACCCUGAUUAUAUCCGGCCUCUUCUACACGAUUUCCCGGUGCUAUAUCGCAAGACGGAAAAACACUCAGAUUCUCUGA